Messenger RNA from Ceratotherium simum simum (southern white rhinoceros), 1633 nucleotides. The record is from RefSeq and is a predicted model, not a curated record. Lineage: Eukaryota; Metazoa; Chordata; Mammalia; Perissodactyla; Rhinocerotidae.
GGAACCCAGCAGCGUGCAGCUGGAAUGGGGGCGACCGUCAUCCUGGAGCCCACGGGCCCCUGCCGCUGGGACGAGCCCGUGCGUAUCGCCGUGCGCGGCCUGACCGCAGGACAGCUGGUCACGCUGCGCGCGUCCCUGCGCGACGAGAAGGGCGCGCUCUUCCGGGCCCACGCGCGCUACCGCGCCGACGCCGAGGGCGAGCUCGACCUGGAGCGCGCGCCCGCGCUGGGCGGCAGCUUCGCGGGGCUCGAGCCCAUGGGGCUCUUCUGGGCCCUGGAGCCCGAGAAGACUUUGUGGCGGUUUCUGAAGCGGGACGUGCAGACGCCCUUGGCCGUGGAGCUGGAGGUGCUCGAUGGCCACGAGCCCGAGGGCGGGCGGCUCCUGGGCCGGGCGGUGCACGAGCGCGACUUCCUGGGGCCCGGGGUGCGGCGGGAGCCGGUGCGCGCGGGCCGGGUGCGCGCCACGCUCUUCCUGCCGCCAGGACCUGGCCCUUUCCCAGGAAUCAUUGACAUCUUUGGUGUUGGAGGGGGCCUGUUGGAGUAUCGAGCCAGCCUUCUGGCCGGCCAUGGCUUUGCCACGUUGGCUCUGGCUUAUUAUGACUUUGAAGAUCUCCCCAAGAAACUGGAGGGCAUACACCUGGACUACUUUGAAGAAGCCCUGUGCUACAUGCUGCAACACCCCCAGGUUAAAGGCCCAGGCAUUGGGCUUCUGGGUAUUUCUGUAGGGGCAGAUAUUUGCCUCUCCAUGGCCUCAUUUUUGAAGAACGUCUCAGCCACAGUUUCCAUCAAUGGAUCUGGGGUCUGUGGAAACACAGAUGUAUGCUACAAGCAAACUUGCAUCCCAGCAUUGGGACUUGAUCUGAGGAGAAUCAAGGUAGCUUUCUCAGGCCUCCUGGACAUUGUGGAUAUGCGGAAUGAUGUUGUAGGAGGGUGUGAGAACCCCAGCGUGAUUCCAAUAGAGAAGGCCCAGGGGCCCAUCCUCUUCAUCGUUGGUCAGGAUGACCGUAACUGGAGGAGUGAGUUCUAUGCCCAAAUUGCCUCUGAACGCUUACAGGCCCAUGGAAAGGAAAAACCCCAGAUCAUCUCUUACCCUGGGGCUGGGCAUAACAUUGAGCCUCCUUACUUCCCGCUGUGCCCAGCUUCCCUGCACAAAUUAGUGAACAAACCUGUGCUCUGGGGUGGAGAGCCCAGGGCUCAUUCUAAGGCCCAGGUAGAUGCUUGGAACCAAACUCUAACAUUCUUCUGCAAAUAUCUUGGAGGUACCCAGAAGAGAGCUUCCCCCAAAUUGUAAUGCAUUGGUCUGUUGUUGACAUGAGAGAUUCAAGGUGAGAUUCUAGUGUUUAAUAAUCUUAUGUGAAUCAUUUGUCCCCUGAAUAACGUUAAAUUCAUGUCAUUGGUAUUAAUGAUGUAUUUUAGGUAACUUUUGGCAAUAAGUAAUUUUUCAUAGUUUUACUAUUAUGACAGGCCUAUUGUAGAAGAUUCAAUUAAAGGUAUACGACACAAAAAGUAAAAAGCAUCCCUGCUGUUAAAAUUUGUGUUUUCUUCUAGAUUAUUUUACUUGAAACUUUCAGCCAUAGAAGAAAUUUAAAGCUGAACAAAUACUGGGUUAAUGGUCCAUCACUGGGGAGAAUGUC